Messenger RNA from Equus caballus (horse), 11270 nucleotides. RefSeq names its product matrix metallopeptidase 17 (gene MMP17). The record is from RefSeq and is a predicted model, not a curated record. Lineage: Eukaryota; Metazoa; Chordata; Mammalia; Perissodactyla; Equidae. Gene Ontology annotation, cellular component: extracellular matrix. Gene Ontology annotation, biological process: collagen catabolic process; proteolysis; extracellular matrix organization. Gene Ontology annotation, molecular function: zinc ion binding; metalloendopeptidase activity.
GCGGGGCGCGGGGGAGUGGGGUGCGGCGGCUCAGGAGCGCGGGGCGCGGGGACCUCCACGGCCGCGCCGACCGUCCUGAGAGCGCGAUGGGGCCCGGCCCGCCGGCCUCCCGGCCCCGGCUCCCGCCGCUGCCGCUGCUGCUGCUCGCGCUGGCGGCCCGCGGGGGCUGUGCUGCGCCCGCGCCCCGCGCCGAGGACCUUAGCCUGGGAGUGGAGUGGCUGAGCAGGUUCGGCUAUCUGCCCCCGGCAGACCCCACAACGGGGCAGCUGCAGACGCAGGAGGAGCUGUCCAAGGCCAUCGCCGCCAUGCAGCGGUUCGGAGGCCUGGAGGCCACCGGCAUCCUGGAUGAGGCCACCCUGGCGCUGAUGAAAACCCCUCGCUGUUCCCUCCCGGACCUCCCGGCCGUGAUCCUGUCUCGAAGGAGGCGCCAGGCUCCGGCCCCGACCAGGUGGAGCAAGAGGAACCUGUCGUGGAGAGUCCGCACGUUCCCCCGCGACUCGCCCCUGGGCCGCGACACGGUGCGCGCGCUCAUGCACUACGCCCUCAAAGUCUGGAGCGACAUCACGCCUCUGAACUUCCAUGAGGUGGCCGGCAGCGCUGCCGACAUCCAGAUCGACUUCUCCAAGGCUGACCACAAUGACCGCUAUCCCUUCGACGGCCCCGGCGGCACCGUGGCCCACGCCUUCUUCCCGGGCGACCAUCACACUGCGGGGGACACCCACUUCGACGACGACGAGGCGUGGACCUUUCGCUCCGCAGAUGCCCACGGCAUGGACCUGUUCACCGUGGCUGUCCACGAGUUUGGCCACGCCAUCGGGCUGAGCCACGUGGCAGCCACGCGCUCCAUCAUGCAGCCCUACUACCAGGGCCCGGUGGGCGACCCGCUGCGCUACGGGCUCCCCUACGAGGACAGGGUGCGCAUCUGGCAGCUGUAUGGCGUUCGGGAGUCCGUGUCCCCCACAGCACAGCCCGAUACCCCCGAGCCUGAGGAGCCUCCCGCCCUGCCGGAGCCCCCCGACAAUCGGUCCAGCACCCCGCCCAGGAAGGACGUACCUCACAGGUGCAGCACUCACUUCGACGCGGUGGCCCAGAUCCGCGGCGAGGCCUUCUUCUUCAAAGGCAAGUACUUCUGGCGACUGACCCGGGAUCGGCACCUGGUGUCGCUACAGCCGGCGCAGGUGCACCGCUUCUGGCGGGGCCUGCCGCUGCACCUGGACAGCGUGGAUGCCGUCUACGAGCGCACCAGUGACCACAAGAUUGUCUUCUUCAAAGGAGACAGAUACUGGGUGUUCAAGGACAAUACCGUAGAGGAAGGGUACCCGCGGCCCAUCUCUGACUUCGGCCUCCCGCCGGGCGGCGUCGAUGCCGCCUUCUCCUGGGCCCACAAUGACAAGACUUAUUUCUUUAAGGACCAGCUAUACUGGCGCUACGAUGAGCACACGCGGCGCGUGGACCCUGGCCACCCCGCCCGGAGCCCCCCGUGGAGGGGCAUCCCCAGCACGCUCGACGAUGCCAUGCGCUGGUCAGAUGGUGCCGCGUACUUCUUCCGCGGCCAGGAGUACUGGAAGGUGCUGGACAGCGAGCUGGAGGUGGCGCCCGGGUACCCGCAGCCCACCGCCCGGGACUGGCUGGUCUGUAGGGAGCCGCAGGCCAAUUCCGCAGGCUCGGGCGCAGGUGUAGACGGGGAGGCGGGGGCCCAUGCGCGUCCGGGCCAGCACGACCGGAGCCGCUCAGAGGACGGCUACGAGGUCUGCUCCUGCACCUCCCUGGCCUCCCCGGCCCCGGGGGCCUCGGGGCUGCUGCUGGCCACCGCGCUGCUACUGCCGCCCAGCAUCCUGUGGACCCUGGCCCAGGCCCUGGCACUCUGACAGCCGGCACAGCCCACAAGGGGACACACCCUGUGAGGGGACAGAUGGGUCGGGCUGCCCAGGGCCACAAAACCAGGGACUAGUGCCCCUGCCCUCCAGUGCCCGAGACAAGAGGUCCUGGAGAGACUGAUGCCACAUGGGGACUGACCGUUGCCAGCCCCUGAGCAAAGCCUGCUCGUCCUGGCGUCUGGGAUGGGGACAAGACCAGCAGAGGGCGCUGCUCCUCGAGCCUGCCUGCGCCGCGGCCUUGGACAGACAGGAGGCGGCGACCUGCCGCCCCUCUCCUCCGCCCGCCCUGCCCUGCCCACCGGCUGUGAGCUGGGUGGCUCCCUCCCGGCCAGGGUGGGCCGAGGAGCCGUCCUGUCGGCAAGCGAGUGACUGGACCCCGCACAGCUCUGCCGAGGGGCCUUCACCCAAGCCCCCUGCCCCUGCCUCAGGCUAACGGCCACUCUCCUGGCCUGGGCCACUGACCCCACCGCGCGACCAUGCCGCUGUCCCCAGUCCCGUGGGUGCUGGUUGCCUUGCGCAGGGCAGCCCCCAACACACAGACGAGCCCCCUGAGCUGGGCCCCGGCCUGUCCCCACUUGUGACGCGUUCAGACAAACAUGACCUAUCCCCACUUCCUGUUGGCUCAGGCUCGGCUCGGUGAUGCGCCCCAGGCGGGGCUGUGGGUGGGCGUCCUCUGGGGCUGACCCCAGACCCGCCUGCACUCCGGCGGUGGGGGCAGCCGGGAAGGCCUGCCGGUGUCACUUCCUGCCCUGCGUUUGUCGACGCCAUCCUGUCCAGCGCUCUUCGACUCCUCUGUGUCCCCAGGCAUCACACACGUUUCACAGGUGUCAGUGGAGCCUCCCGCCUGCAGGUAGGGUCAGGCCGGGUCAGGUCUCAGAACCGAGGCUCUGGCAAGUUCUCACUGACGCGUCUGCCCGCGCGUGGGUCCUGUGCGGGACAUGCAGAAGGAGAUGAGCUCCUGUUCUUGGGCGAGGCUCCCAGGACACCGUCUGCAGCCCCGAGUGCCACCCAGCAGGCUGUGCAGGGAGGCAGCCGGGCCUGCCAGUCCAGGGAGCGGCCGCUCCAUCCCUCUGCUCCUCUACUCCCUGCUGUGAGUCCAGGAGGGCAGCCGCGCCCUCCCACCAGAGAGGCAGGGAGUGGGGACCGGAACCCCUUCAGUUGGGGGACGACCUUUUUCUGGAGGCCUUGGUGCCAGCCUGGCCUGCUCUUGCUGGCAGGAGUGACUUAUCAGUGUGUCUCCUGGUGCAUGCACCGGGGUGGGACAUUCCUUGCCCCGCACUGAGCAGCCAGAGAUGCCCCCAGGAUGGGGCCACCUGGGUCGAGAACCUCUGGCCCAGUUGAGUCAGCAUGCCCUCCCUGGGGCUGGGGAGGGCCUUCUAACACCUGGAGCAGAGUGGGGUUCAGUGAGGAAGAAGAACAGUGCAGGGAGGAGCGACAGCUGUAAGUAGGGCGAACAGUGCCUGCGGGGCCACUUUAGAGCAGGGGUUCCCCAGGCGGGGGACUGGCCAGCAGCUUCGGGUGUCUGCGGAGCUGGUGGAAACAGCUUCUUGGCCCUACACUGGGCCUGCCGGUCAGAGUCAGAGUGCUGGGGUGGAGCUGACCAUCUUUGUUGACCCCCACUCAUAAAUGUGAUGCAGGGAACAGGGAACGUUUGCGAACCACUGCUUUCCAGGGGGAUCCGGAAAGGCCCUGAGCAGGAGGGUGAGGGGAAACCGAGGGAGGAGGGGUUGGUUGUGCAGCGGUCAGAGGCAGGGCAGCCCGGGGAGGGGACAGCAGGGGCAGACGCCCUGGGGUAUGAUGGGCCUGCUCCUGCAGAAGGCCCUCCGGCCAGAGAGUAGCAGGGAGGUGCCCAGGGGGCAGGGCCGGCCCGGGAGGCUUGUAGGGCUGUAAGGCAUUGGGAUUUGCUCCCUGCCUGUCAUGUUGGGAAGUUGUCAUCAAAUUUCCCCCACUGGCUCCAGGGAGGGGCAGAAAGGCUCCCACUUCUCCGAGGAGAGUACAGGCUCCUAUGCUCCAUGCUCCCACCCCUACCUGACGCCCCAGUAGCAGAGGCAGGCCCAGGACGCGGCCAGGCUCAGGGUCCAUCCAGGAUGAGCAGCCACAGCCAGAGAGGCAGGCUCCGGGCCAGGCCCUGUGCUCACUGAGCCAAGCCGGGCCACAUCCCGCAUCCAUCUGUCCUCCGUCUGGUCCCUGGAGCCGGGAGGGGCCUGCUCAUCCAGGGCACCCCUAGUGUGGUCCCGCUUCGUCCUCCCCCGGCCUGCUGGAGUCUGCCUUGUGCCCUGGCGCAGCUGGGGAAACGGCCCAGAGCGGGUUCCCAGGUCCACUGGGCACACAGCCCCUGGCUGUGGCCCAGCUUGGCAGAAGGCACGCAGGCUCUCAGGGUCGGGGGUGGUUCUGCCAUGUGUUAAAGCCAAACGGUCUUUUAUAAACCUCCCCAGCGGGUCCGUCCUUGAGGGGUCUGCAGGAGGUCCAGAGGGGGCCAGUCUGCAUGUCAGGUCACAAGCGACAACCUGGCAGGGACGGUCGCAGCCCCUAGAGGCUGCAAACUGGGGGCUGAGCGGAUGCACUGUGCUUGGUCCCGUCCUUUGUAUACGUGUGUGUCUGCAAAUUUUGAGGUAAUCACACGUUUACAGAGACGUGGCAGGUAGGGAACCUGAACGUUUUUACCUAAACCACUGGGAGUACGUUGACACCCCCCCCCACCCCCUGGCACUUUUCCAUGUUUUUCUUGGAAACCAGGACUUUCUCCCAAGGUCGCAUCAGGAAAUAACAACACAUCAGACCCACUCAGGUGUCUCCAUUUGUCCUAACGCCACCUGCUUUUGGAAGGGCCCGACCCAGGUUCACCGUGCACCCGGCUGUCCUGUGGUUUUGUGACCUCAGCCUGGAGUGGCUCCUGGGUCUCCUUGACCCCCACGGCCUUGGCACUCGUGAGGAUCGUGGGCCGGCUGUCCUGUGGUUUUGUGACCUCAGCCUGGAGUGGCUCCUGGGUCUCCUUGACCCCCAUGGCCUUGGCACUCGUGAAGAUCGUGGGCAGGCUGUCCUGUGGCCGCUGGUCCAUGUCAUUGGCCUGAAGUGUCCCCACAGUUACAUUCCAGUUCUCCGUCUUUGGCAGGAAUGUCACAGAAUGAUCCUACGCACGGUCUUUCCGUUUUAGGUGAGUCACUGUUUAAACACCUGGAGACGUCGUGUAAAAUUCUGGAUUUUCAGUCAAAGUCUCUUUUUACCUCAGACUAUGCUUAGAGAAGCUGUGGGCCCCCCCGGGGAGGCCUGCAUCCAUGAUGACAGACCCAGAGUGACCCCUCAGAAGGAGGCCAGAGGUCUCAGGCCACAGCAGUGAGGACAAGGACCCCAGGCGAGGUCAGCGGGCAGGCCCAGGUGCUGGCUGACCUCAGUGUGACUCGGCCUUGUGAGCCAACACACAAUCCCAUGUGCGUGGAUGUUGAGUUUACAAAACACCCACACGCUGACCUCAGGGGCCAGAACAUGCAAUCUAGUUCCCAGUUUACAGGUAGGGAAACUGAGGCAAUGGUCUUCUGGUCUUCACUCGAGUGGCCAUAGCAAAUACCACAGAUGGGGCUUAACCCCCAGAAACUUAUCUCUCACAGUCCUGGAGCUGGGAUGUCCGGGUCAAGGGUCGGCAGAUUGGUUCCUGAUGAGAGCCACUUCCUGGUAGGUAGACGGCCCCCUCUGGCCUGUGCUCACAUGGCUGAGCGAGUGAGCUCUGGUCUGUUCUCCCUAUAAGGACACUAAUGCCAUCGUGGGGCCCCAUCUUCAUCACCCAGGCUGUCCCUAACCACCUCCCGAGGGCCCCACCUCCUAGCACCUGCCCUGGGGUUAGGGCUUCAGCAUCCAGACUGGAAGGAACGCAGACAGUACCCGACCUGCAGGGAGAGUGGGCCACAGCACCGGGGCCACGGCACGGGUGGGACUGAGGCAGGCUCAGAUCCUGCCACACCUCACCCCCUCCCACCACCUUUCCUGGGAGCAGAUUUGGGGCUGCAGGGGCCCUGGGGACUCAUGGCUCCAAAGAAUAGUCAUGACAACACAGUUCCUGGUCCUGUUCUGCACUUGACAAAUACAAGGUCCUUUGACCCCUCCCUGCGUGCCUAAGGGGAGGGGAUGUGGUCCUCUCCACUUUCCAGAUGAGGAAACAGGCUGGGCGAGGGGUGGCGAGUUUGGGAAGGUCAGGCGUUUAGUGGGUGAGGGAGCCGGUCGUGUUCUGUGGGUCCUGCUCAGACUAGUGUGGCUCUUCCUGUGCCCUGGGCCCCGGGGGUGGCUGCACGUUGGAAUCCCAAGGAUGAGGAGCAGCCGUCCCUCCAGGGCUCUGGGGGCGGUGUCCUCCCAGCUCGCAGGGCGGCUCCAGCCGCUGUGUGCCUGCCAGCCUCCGUCCCCAGCUGGGAACUGGGCCCUGCUGGUCCUGCGGUCCCUACCCGCCCUGAGUCCACAGUGGGUGGCAGGACCCUGGUGUGUCAGGAGAAACGAGAGGAAAGAGAAGCAGACCGACCCCAGCCGCCACCCCGACCCCCGUCUGCUCUCCCUGGGCCGUUUGCCCCACUGCGACUGUGUGACGAGUCGCCCAGAGCAGGUUGUGGACAAGUUCUCUUGAGUCAGGGUUCCAGUUCUUUGGGUACUUGCGUGUUCCGGAGUGGAGCUGCUGGCCCCACUGAGGAGCCCUGGUGCACUUCCCAUCUAGUGAACGCCCUUAGAGCACAGUUCUUGUCAUGAGACAAGCGUUCCAGAAAGAACGGAGCCCCAGGGCUCUGUAAGGGGCAGCCAGGGCUGAGAGCUGUCUCUCAGGAUUGUGGUGGAAUUGAGCUCCCAGGCCAGCCUCCUCACACCGGGCAAGGGCAUGCAGGGGCCAGGGUCACACCACCCGGGAGGGCCCUGGCGAGCUGCAGGCCACAGCAGCAUGACUCUGAUGCAAUCCCGUGCCAUCUUGCUGCACAGCUGCCCCGCUCAGCCUGGACUCUGCCCUGCCCUGGGCCGCCCCCUCCGGCCUCAGGCUGCCCCCUCGUCCAGGCUCCGUUGAGAAGUGCCCAGGGCGUGUUGCUUUGUGGAGUAGCUGCCUGUCCCCGAGCCUGCCUUUCCCGGGUCUGAGAAGCCGGGCCGUUGUUUACAUCUGUUCCUGUGCUCCUCACCGGUCACUCAGCGGCUGGUCUGUGACCUGGGGCGGCAUUUCUGAGCACUGCCCCUGAGGCACCAGUGCCAUAAGACGGUUUGUGAGUGUUGUGAUCGCAUUUCCCUGAGUUUUUGUAUUUUCAUGUGAAAUCAGGAUGUGUCUUAAAAUUGAUGAUGGAGGGUCGAAGUUCAAUCUGCAGCACUUGGUUCUCAGGAAGUGCUCUGUGUGUCAGAAGUGGUAUCAGUGAUGCCUGGGCCCUGGGACCCGCACCGCCCGCCCCCAUCAGCGGCCCCAGAGCACUGCAGGCACCGCAGGCUGCCGGAUGACUGGGGUCUCCGUGGUCUCUGGGACUCAGAGCCACUGGCAGCCGGCCAUGAGCUCUCGUUCCCUUUAGACUCCGUGUCCUGGAGAGCUUUUUGGAGAGGUGACAUUUGUGCUGCGACCUGCAUGGUGGGAAGGAGCUGGCUGCGGGGAGGUCCAGGCAGAGGGAACAGCCAGUGCAAAGGCCAAAGGCUGGAGUGAAAGGCUGGUGGGUCAGGGAAACAGAAUGAGGCCAAAGGUCGGGGUAGUAGGCCCAGGUCACAGGGCUCCAGUGGGCAGAGCUGGGAUUGGAAGCCAGGGCCCAGAUGCACCCCACUGCACCUUACCACGCUGUGGCUGGGAUGGGGACAGAGAGUGGCCAGCAGAGGCAUAUCUUACAUAUGGUCCAGCACACCCUGACCGUCCCUGCGGCAGGCGCCACACUGGAACCCAAACAGCAUCCACCACACCAGGCGUCCCUGCGGGUGGAAAGGCAGCUGGGAGUCAGGGGCGGCGCUGGAGGGGGACCCAGGGUCUCUUUCUUUCUGAGCCGGGCGUCGCAGCAGGAGGAGAUGCGCACCAGCUUGCCCCUCAGCUUGCGGGAGUGAGGAGGCGCGGCUUCCCAUUCGGAUUGUGGUGCGUCCCGACCGCACUGACACUCCCUCUUGGCUUCAGUUCAUGCCUUUUUCACACCACAAUUGCAUUGUGGUGAUGCGCGCACAACGUAAGAUUCACCUUAGUGAUGUUGACUGCAUUCACGGUGUUGUGCAGCCACUGCCGCCGUUCAUUUCCAGAGCGUGUCCACCGCCCCAGAAGGAAGCCCCGGGCCCAUUAGCAUCACACCCGGGCCCUGGCAAACUCCUGUCUACUUUCUAUCUCUGCACCUCCUAAUUCUCAGCACCUCGUCUCAGAGGAAAUCGUGCAAUAGUUGUCCUUUAGUGUCUGGCUGCUUGUACAUAACCUUUUCAAGGCUCACGCACGUUGUGGCAUGAAUCAGCGCUUCGUCCCUUUUUCUGGCUGAAUGAGACUCCACUGUAUGACUGUGCCAAUCUUUGUGUGUCCAUCCAUUGGCUGAUGGGCCUCUGGGUCGUCUCCCCCUUUUGGCUGUUGUGACCAGAGCUGCCGGGAACAGCUUGUACAACUCUGUGUUGAGUCCGGGCUCCGGGUCUUUGCAUGCAUCCACAGGCGUUGGGCUCCGCUGAGGAGCUGUGGUGGGCUUGCUGUCCAGGGAACACUCCCGGAGCGCGGAGCGCGGCAGGAAAGGGCACUCUGCCCCGGGAGGGUGGGGUGCACGCGCAGGGCGUGUGUUCCCUCAGCUAGCCGGGGUCAGGCCUGGAAGGGCAAAGCCCCUCGUCCUCCCACUCGCCCUUCCGCCCACCCGCUGGGCUGUGUCUGUGGACCCAGCAGUUGAGCCAGGGGAGGGAGUGGGCUGAAUGGACUUGACCUCUAGGCUGGAGCACGGGAGUUUCAACCCCUCAGCCUGCUGGACUCGUCCACUGCUGGAAAGCAUUGAUGCUUUGAAUGCCAUCGCCCGGGGCUUGUGCGGUUCCCUGCACUCCGGUGUCCUACAGACAUGUCCCUAAACCAUCUGGGUUUGAGACCCCAGGCCUGCAGGGCUGUCUUGGUCCCGGGAGCGAAGCGGUUCCCACAAAGGCCCACCAGGUGGGUCCUGGAGGGUGAGCACCCCCCCGUGCCAGGUGAGUCCAGGGUUGCCCAGGUGUGGACUCAGCCAUACAGCUGGACUGGACCUGGCUCCUAGGGGUCAGCAGCUGAGGCUGGGGUGUGAGAUGGGGGUGAGAGCCUCCGGGAGCCCAGGGAUGAGCAGAUGCUUUCAGGGACAUUGGAUGCUCUGGAGUCCAGCAGUCGCCCCUGUGAAAGUCGUGUCUCCGAUCCAUUUGGAGCCCAUGCUGGAGUUCAUCACCCAUCCGCAGGGGGACCAGGGCAAAGUGAGAGCACCCUUCUGAGCAUUUGGAGAGCAUGACAUUUCCACGAGUGGCUGUCGGGAGCAGAUGCACGUGCUGUUUCACAUGGUCCCAGAACGUCACACCCCAACUGGAGGUGAAUCGGAGGCAGGGCGGGCCCGGAACCAUCUUCCCUGGACGUCGGGAGUCAGAGCACCGCUAGCAUGUGUCAGAAGCGCAUGGUGAGCAGCCCCAGCGAGAAGGCUGAAUCCUCCGCAGGUGCUGUGCAGCACAGUGUCGGGGUCACUGCCAAGAGACCCCCAAAUGGCCAAACAGGAGGCUUGAUUUCCGGCCUCCAAGUCCAAAGUGCACACAAAAGGGCCACAUGAGAGGCUCGUGUGCUCCUCUCUGGGCAGGACAGAAGGACAAAGGGAGGGGAGGACUGAUUCACGAAGGGAAGGAGCACCGUCCUCCCUCCCCACCCCAAGCUGGAGAUGUCGGGGGACCCAGGGUCCCCUCAGCUUUGCUCUCCUACACGUGCAGCACAGGACAGAGGUGGCUGAGGUCUCAGGAAGUGUUGGGUGCAUGCAUUCAGCAGACACUCAUCCUCAUGUUCAUUCAUGCGCUUUGGGGAGAGCCUAGUCUGCUCCAGGCACUGUUCCAGGCACAGGGGACAGUGGUGAACUCGGCCCGCAUGGGCAAGUGCUCUCACAGGCCAGUGUCGGGGAGGACAUGGGUCAAGGGGAGCCCUAGUGGGCGUGUGACUCUCUGCAGCCUCUUUGGAACAGAAGUUGGCAUGAUUUUGUAAAGGUGGACCUUUGCGCACUUUGUCCCUCUGCAGACCCACCCCUGGGUAUGCCCUCAGGGAAACGGGGGGUGGGGGGGGCGGGGGGACGGCAGGAGCCUGAGUGAGAAUGUCUGUCGCAGCCGGUUCCUAACAGCAAAACUCUGGAAACAACCCACACUCCAUCAUCAGAAGAAAGGACGGGUCAUCCCGUCUAGAUUCCCAGGCAAUAUUUGGCAGCAGCGAGAAGGAGAAGUCACUGCUGCCCAGAACAGCCCAGAAUGGGCCCCAUCAACAUGGCAUUUAAUAAGAAAAGCAGGAUGCAAAAGACGGAUGCUGUUGAUAAAGGAUGAUGCAAACAGGGAAAAUCAUGACGCACAGAGCUAUGAAAAUGAAGAGUGGUAAAGGUCUUCCUCAAGGAGGGCGCCAGGCAGAUGUUAGAAAGUUCAAAGGAAAAUAAACAGACGCCUCUAUAGAUAAGCAUAUUGAAAUGAAUGUGUCAGUGGAGGAGAAUCUGUUUUUUCCUGUGGGAUGGAGGGAAGCUAACUGACCCUCUGUGCAUGAGAAAGUUUGCGUGUCUGUCAGUGAAACAGCUCGGAGACGAUGGAGGCGGGAAGCAAAGGGCCUGAGAGCAGCGGAAGCAGCGCUGUGCGUGCCCCAGGCUGCAUCACUUCCCUUGGAAUGUUUUUCCAUCGCUUUGCUUUCAGCCUGUGUGUGUGCGUACAUCUAAGGAGAGUUUCCAGCAGGCAGCACAGAGUUGGGUCUGGGUUUUGAAUCCGUUCAGCCACUCUCUGUCCUAACUGGGGAGUUUGAUCCAUUUACUCUCAUGAACAGACGUUUACAUUUCCGUAGUUGUAAUCCAGUUGCAUAAAGCCUUUACCACAGGGACAGGCUUAUCACUGCCUCCAAGUUCCUCCUUUCUGUUAGUCUUGUCAUCUCUUCUCCUCUUUUGCCACCUUCCUGUGUUUGUUGAUUUUUUAAAUAUUGAUAUGCUUUGAUUCCUUUCUCCUUCUCGUGUAAGUGUAGAGGUAUUUUCUGUGGUUACCUUGGGACUUACAUAAAAUAUCUUAUAAAAGUCUAUUUUAAGCUGAUAACUUACGUCCAAUCCUAUAAAAACCCCUACAUGUUAGCUGCCCCCGCACAUACAUUCUAUGAUGCUGUUGUCACAAUUUAUAUCUGUUCAUGGUGUGUAUCUUUUAAAAAUAUUUUUUAGUUACAGUUAUUUUGUAAUACUUUGUCCUGUAACUUUAUACUGGAAUUAAAAGUGACUUCCCUGUGCCGUCACAGUC